Cricetulus griseus (Chinese hamster) is the source of this 1214-nucleotide messenger RNA. NCBI's taxonomy places the organism in Eukaryota, Metazoa, Chordata, Mammalia, Rodentia, Cricetidae. The record is from RefSeq and is a predicted model, not a curated record.
GCUGCUGACCCUGUAACCCUAAGGACUAAGUAGCUGGCUAAACUCAUUCUUGGUACAGCAAAGAAUAGCUAUAAUCAAGCAACAGCAAGCAGUGACUAAUCUUGCUACAUUAUCACUGUGAGGAGCCAGCCUCGUGAGGUGGACACCAUGUCCUUGAAGAUUCAGACCAGCAAUGUAACCAAUAAGAAUGACCCCAAGUCCAUCAAUUCUCGGGUCUUCAUUGGAAACCUAAACACAGCUGUGGUAAAAAAGUCAGAUGUGGAAACCAUCUUUUCCAAGUAUGGCCGUGUGGCCGGAUGUUCUGUGCACAAAGGCUAUGCCUUUGUCCAAUAUGCCAACGAACGCCAUGCCCGGGCAGCUGUACUAGGAGAGAAUGGACGGGUGCUGGCUGGACAGACUCUGGACAUCAACAUGGCUGGAGAGCCCAAGCCCAAUAGACCCAAGGGGCUAAAGAGAGCAGCAACUGCUAUAUACAGUGGCUACAGCUUUGACUAUGAUUACUAUCAAGACUACUUCUAUUCGAGGCUGUUUGAUUAUAGAGGCCGCCUUUCUCCAGUGCCUGUGCCCAGGGCAGUCCCAGUGAAGAGACCCCGUGUCACAGUCCCUUUGGUUCGCCGUGUCAAAACUACAAUACCUGUCAAGCUCUUUGCCCGUUCUACAGCCAUCACUACUGGCUCAGCCAAGAUCAAGUUGAAGAGCAGCGAACUACAGACCAUCAAAACAGAGCUGACACAGAUCAAGUCCAACAUCGAUGCCCUGUUGGGUCGAUUGGAACAGAUCGCUGAGGAACAAAAGGCCAACCCAGAUGGCAAGAAGAAGGGUGACAGCAGCAGUGGUGGAGGAGGCGGCGGCAGUGGUGGUGGCGGCGGCAGUGGCAAUGCUGGUGGCAGCAGCGGCAGCGGUGGCAGCAGUGGUGGUGGCAGUGGCAGCUGCAGCAGCAGCCGGCCUCUGGCCCCCCAGGAAGACACGGCUUCUGAGGCAGGCACACCCCAAGGAGAAGUCCAAACUCGAGAUGAUGGCGAUGAGGAAGGACUGUUAACACAUAGUGAGGAGGAACUGGACCACAGCCAGGACACAGAUGCAGAAGAUGGGGCCUUGCAGUAAGCAGGAAAAAUGGCCACCAGCAGAAGAAGGGCAUCACUGUCUCAGGCCUCAAGUCAGGCACCCAUCUCUGGAUGCCAGUUUGUAGUGGGUACCAGGGGAAAGCUGCCAGC